Messenger RNA from Vicia villosa (hairy vetch), 1213 nucleotides. RefSeq names its product heavy metal-associated isoprenylated plant protein 39-like. The transcript has 3 exons. The coding region runs from base 285 to 590 and encodes 101 amino acids. The record is from RefSeq and is a predicted model, not a curated record. NCBI's taxonomy places the organism in Eukaryota, Viridiplantae, Streptophyta, Magnoliopsida, Fabales, Fabaceae. Gene Ontology annotation, molecular function: metal ion binding.
AUAAUUGUGUUCUGACAUGAGUGGAGCCAUUCAAACAUGUGUGAUUUGUAUUGAUAGGGUAGGAAAGAUAGUAUAAAAACAAAGUGAAAAUGAGAGACAAAAUAAAAGAUGUUUCAAAUGGCACGUAACAUGUUAUCAACACAUCAAACAUUUGUCUUAUUGAGUUUCUCCAUGCUGGAUGGCCAGAAAUAAAACAAGACAUCCACAACCACACGUCUUACAUUGUAUUCUCAAGCCUUCAUUCUCCUCUUGCUUGUUUUUCACACCCUUCUUCCCUUUUCACAAUGGCUCAGCAGAAGGUGGUGUUAAAGGUCCUUACUAUGACGGAUGACAAAACAAAGAAGAAAUCAAUAGAAGCAGUUGCAGAUAUCUAUGGAGUUGAUUCAAUCGAGACUGAUGUUAAUGAACAGAAGUUAACAGUGAUUGGCGAAAUGGAUACAGUGGCAGUAGUGAAGAAGCUAAAGAAAGUGGGAAAGGUAGAUAUAGUAUCAGUUGGACCUGCCAUAGAAGAGAAGAAAGAAGAGAAGAAAGAAGAAAAGGAAGAGAAAAAGGAAGAGAAAAAGGAAGAGAAAAAGGAAGAGAAAAAAUAAAGACAAUACACAUCAUUGGAUUUUCAAAUUCUCUCUUUACAUUGCCCAAGGAGCUAAUGACUUAUGAAUGUGAUAAUAUAUCUAUCUAUGCAUUUGAUUCAUGCUUGUAAAGAAUGAUAUAACUACAUGCAAAGAAUGAUAAAUUUGUGGAAUGAAAGAGAAACAUAAGACCAAACCAAAAAAUAAAAGCGGACAAAAGAAGAUUAGGAGGUUUUUAUAUGAAAUAAUAAAGGGACCUUUCUCUAUGACUAAAUUUUAAAGAUAUAACCAUUGUGAAUCACCUAAAUGUCUUCAUGAUGUUAAAAUUUAAUUAACAACUAACUUAGCAUGCAAGACAAUUCCAGGGAAAAGUGUUGGGAUUACCCGGAAAGCAAAGCAAUGUACAAUGGCUUCAGCUCCCUUUUCAACAAAAGUGUACUUAGACAUCCGAUUGAGUUGAUUAUUUCAGUGUUUGAACGAAAUUCUCUUCUGUGUGUGAUUGGCCUCGGUUCUUUCUUUCAUAUCUUUAUACACAAGAUGCCUCAUGGAUCUUAUGGAAUUCUUAAUAGGAACAUAGUAACUUGAACUGAUAUGAUGAAUAUGAAUCUGAAGAAUGGUGAUACUGAAAUAGAAUGAUCCUGUCA